AUCUAAAUAACUUUCGUUCGCUUUUGAAAGUUCUCUUUGCAAGCUAUCUAUAGUUAAAACUUAAGCAUUUUUUUGUGACUCAAAUGUUUUGACUCAUGGCACUUUCUGCCUGAUAGUUAUAAUUUCAGUUUACGCUAUAUUCUGCUCAAGUCAACACAGCUUCCUAAAAAUGGGCUCCGUAAUUCAAAUUUUCUUUAUUUUGUUGUGUUCUUUGGUGGCUGGAAUUAGGGCUCAAGACAUAAUACCAGAAGUUCCAAUAGAUCUUCCGCCGCCCACUACAACAACUACAACAACAGAAGGAACUACAACCACCACCAAAACAGAGGAACCAAAUAUUCCAACCACAGAAUCCAUCCCAACUAUAACAACAGAGUCAACAGAACCUACAACUUCCACAACGGAACCAACCACAACUUCCACAGCAGAGUUCACCACAACUUCAACAACGGAACCCACCACAACUUCCACCACAGAGUUUACUACAACUACAACAACGAAACCCACUACAACUAUCACAACGGAGGUCACUAUAACAACGGAGAUCGCAACAACUUUAACAACAGAAGCCACCACAAGUUCCACAACAGAGUCCACCACAACUUUACCAACGGAGUCCACUACAAUGGAACCCACUACAAUUUCAACGUCAGAAGCCGAAACAACUUCCACAACAGAGUCGACUACAACGGAACCCACUACAACUUCCACAACGGAAAUCACAAAAACUUCUACUACAGAGCUUAGCACAACUUCAACACCGAAACCCAAAACAUCUUCCACCACAGAAAGAGAACCAAGAUAUCCGAUCUACAGACCUCCGUUUGUGGGACUCACGACUUCAAGCCGUAUCAUUUAUGCUAUCACUACAACGAGCCCACGGAUUAGGAGCAAGCCGAUAGAAAAAUGUUAUCUAAGAGAACAACUGGAGUACAGAAAGAUUUGCUAUGCCUGGCGGCCGACUACGAUUUGUUAUCGCUGUUGUUACCAUAACUACACUGAAGUCGCCAAAUGCAGUAGGCUUCACCAGGGGAGGUGUUUAUGGCAUGAUUAUGCUUAAUGGAUACAGAAAUCACAGAAAUUUCAGACUGUAAUAGGGAAAAAAUUCUUCUGUGUCACUGAAUUUAUAUGUGUUUCGGAGAUAAUUUUCUCUGGUUUUAUAUAAUAAUAAAAAUAUUACUAUUUGGUUGGUUUUGAA
Molecule: messenger RNA, 1195 nt
Organism: Drosophila subpulchrella
Lineage: Eukaryota; Metazoa; Arthropoda; Insecta; Diptera; Drosophilidae
Product: cell wall protein DAN4-like
Exons: 2
Coding region: 170-1057 (295 amino acids)
Source: RefSeq, a predicted model, not a curated record